AUGGCUAAACCAUAUAGCAUUUGGCCAGUAAUCUUGGUUCCUUAUAACUUGCCGCCAUGGUUGUGCAUGAAAGACCAAUUCUUCAUGACAUCCCUCAUUAUUCCAGGGCCAAAAUCUCCAAGUAAUGACAUUGAUGUUUACUUGCAACCGUUAGUCGAUGAACUGCUUGAAUUUUGGGAACAUGGUGUACCUACGUAUGAUGCCUCCACAAAGGAAACGUUCGUGUUGCACGCUGCUUUAAUGUGGACAAUCAAUGACUUCCCAGCGUAUGGGAAUCUUUCUGGUUGGUCAACAAAGGGAAAAUUGGCAUGUCCAUCUUGUAACGAAGGCACCGAUUCCAACUGGUUGACGUAUGGACGAAAAUUUUGUUAUAUGGGACACCGUCGUUUCUUGCCACCAAAUCACAUGUGGAGACUAAGAAAACAUUUGUUCAAUGGUAAAGAAGAUCAUCGCCCACCACCAAGGGUUUUAGAUGGUGCUGAUAUUCUAGCUCAACUACAGAUGCUUGGGGAAGUGCAAUUUGGUAAAUCUCGUCGAAAGAGGAAGCGCACUACUGAAGAGUUGAAUUGGACAAAGUAUAGCAUUUUCUUCAAGUUACCAUAUUGGGAUAAUUUCAAUUCUCGACGUGACCUGGAGAUCUUGGGCUUCAGAAAAGAAUUACAUUUGAGGCAUGAAGGUGAACGUGUUACAAUGCCACAUGCAUUGUACACAUUACACGGUGAUGAGAAGAGGAAAUUUUGUGAAUGGUUGGCCGAUGUGAAAUUCCCAGAUGGAUUUGCUUCGAGCAUCUCGCAUUGUGUUUCAGUACGUGAUUGCAAAAUCUCAGGGUUGAAAAGCCAUGACUGUCAUGUUUUCAUGCAAAGACUACUUCCUAUUGCCGUGGGGGCGUUCUUACGAACUGAUAUCGCCUUGACUUUAACUGAACUGAGCACGUUGUUUAAGGAGUUGUGUGCCCGAACCUUGGAUGUUAAUCGACUAUCCCAGCUCCAAACUGAUAUCGUCACAAUUCUAUGCAAAUUGGAGAUGAUAUUUCCUCCGUCUUUUUUCGAUGUCAUGAUCCACCUUGCUGUCCACUUACCCCGUGAGGCCAUACUUGGGGGUCCAGUACAAUACAGAUGGAUGUAUCCAUUUGAGAGGUAUCUUGGCAAGUUCAAGAGGUAUGUUAAGAAUAAAGCCUGCCCAGAAGGCUCAAUAGUCGAAGCCUACAUUCACAUCGAAUGCUUGACUUUUUGCUCAAUGUAUCUCCAAGAUAUUGAGACAAAGUUUACUCGAACAGACCGCAACAUUGAUGGUGGAGAUACCGAGAAUAUAGAUGGAUUCAAAAUUUUCAACCAGAAAGUUCAGGAGCAGCAUAUGACCAACCCACUUGAUGUGAACGCUGAUUUGUAUGCGUUAGCUUGCAGGCCUGAACGGUGGGUUGCAUCUUAUGCUGCGUGCAUUAUACAUGGCAAAAGGUUCCAUACGAAAAACCGUGAAUUUCGGCGGCGGACACAAAAUUCAGGGGUGCUGGUAAUUGGGGACGAAAGUACUAAUAAUGUUGACUUCUAUGGUGUUAUUAAUGAUAUCGUGGAGUUACACUACAUGGGAAGGCGUCAGGUGUACUUGUUCAUGUGUGAUUGGUUUGAUGUUGGUGAUACAAGACGAGGCGUGCGAGUUGAUAACCAUAUGACCAGUAUUAAUAUGGACAGGACUUGGUAUAAGGAUGAACCAUUUGUGUUAGCAUGCCAGGCUUCACAGUGUUUCUACAUUAGAGAUAUAAGGGCGAAAGGGAGAUGGUUUGUGGUACAGAAGUACAUGAAUAGGAAUGUAUAUGACAUUCCACCAGUGCCGAGGGUGUUAGGAGAACUUGAUGGAUCAUCAAGUGAUGAUGAUAUCUAUCAAGAAAAUGAGGCAUCAUAUGAUUAUGCACCUUUGCAUUGUGAUGCAUGUCCAAUGUCUACUCCAUUGAGUAGGAAUGACGUAGAACCUAUGGUCAUUGAUGCACAAGAAGUGACCAGUCCGGCUGGGCAAAACAUGCGUGUAGCAGACUUUAUUGACGAUGGCAUGAUAGCUUCUGGUUCAGGCUAUGCGUCAGAUGAUGGAGAAUAUUCAGAUGAGGAUGACUUAUCCACAGACGACGAGUCUAGGUCAUCUUAG
This is a messenger RNA of Carya illinoinensis, 2136 nucleotides long. RefSeq lists its product as uncharacterized. Bases 1 to 2136 code for a protein of 711 amino acids. The transcript is spliced from 3 exons. NCBI's taxonomy places the organism in Eukaryota, Viridiplantae, Streptophyta, Magnoliopsida, Fagales, Juglandaceae. The record is from RefSeq and is a predicted model, not a curated record.